UGUUGUGACCAUUUUAGCUGGAUGAUGACUAUUGAAAGUGGUGGAUGGCGAAUGAGUUCGAUUAUUCGUCUUGGAAUAGCAGAAUAGAAGCAGUUUAUGGCGAACAGAGCUGCCACAUGUUACACCCAUGGCCCAAGAUGGUGGAGAUUUGGUAGUACGGCAGCCCACGUCUGUACACGGCUCGCCGACAGGAUCAAUCCCUAUCCUGCUACCACAAGGCUGGCGUAAUCGCAAUCUUCUGACGCUCAGGUCAGCUACUGGAGACGAGGCGCGACCUAAUGAAUACGUGGACACCAACAACGAUAGACUAAAUGGUAGGAAUAAUAACGAAUCGCCAAACUCAAGAUCUGCUGAGAACUCUGGAGAUGAAGGGCAUCCAAGAAGUGAUCUCAUUGUGAUCAGGGACCCCAAAGGUAAAGCGAAAGUACUCAGAGUUGUGAAAUCAAAACCUGACGAGAAACUUAAAGGUAAAAGCGAACAGUCAUCACCGAUAACACCGACACAUCGUGGUGAAUUUCAUGGGAAAGGAGAAGAAAAACUGAGUAAGGAUCCAUUUCCUUGCCCUCAGUGUGGUUAUUGUAGGUGUGAGAAGUGCAGAAAUAGCAAUAGACUACCAAGUACGUGGUGUUGCAACGGAAGGUGCGAAUGCUCUCCGGAGUGUGUUCUAAACUGCUGUACAUGCAUGACAUGCGUAAAAAGCUUAUUUUAUCAUUGUGCAAGAGAAUCAGACAGAGAGUACGCCUAUUGUACUGAUGACCCUUGCUCCUGUCGGCCUCACUUACGAUGUACUAGAUGGACUUGCUUGAGUCUCUUGUCCUUAUGCUUGCCUUGUUUAUGUUGUUACCUUCCUGGGCGAGGAGCACUCGAAGCCUACAGACAAUGCCAUUCUCAGGGAAGACAAGGAUGUCAGUGCAGCAGAUGGGAGAACGGUGAAGCAUAUGACGCGUUAUGAGAGUAAGCAACACCCCAAAUCUUUAUAUGUUAGCUGCAUGUUUGUAUUCAACAAGAUGACAGUCAAAUAUGAGAACGGUGCAUCCUGCAGAAGGCUCGUGCAUUCAACAUUAUGGAUGAUUCUUACAUCGUAUCUUGUGGAUGUUAUACUGGCAUCGUGGUCUUCAUGGACCUCUACAAUUACACACCUGCACAAUCCAGGAGAGCUGCAAAAUCAACCCUGGAACUGUUGGAGAGGAAUUCUGCAGAGAGCAGUUCAGGACGAUGAAAUGUUUACCAUGAUCUCUCGUCACAUCUCUGAGAUGUGGCUUGAUAGGGUCAUUAUCGACCACCGAACAGUUCCAGUAAGGUAAGGGUUGCAGGAGAGGCGAGGCUUCAAGAAUGGGGUACUAGUAGACAACAACAGUGCCUCUUGGCCUGGCUUCAUGAAGCUUGCAGGAAGACGUCUCCAAGUCGCCAGAAGACACUGCAAGAGUCCCUUCAUGAUGGUAUUGUUUUGUAUUUGUGCAGUCCCUACCAAAUAAGGUGGUCUGACUCACGGUCCUGGUAGACAGUGUGUUGUCCAACAACUAGUGAGGAUGAGGGAUGUACAUGUAUUUCGAAAUAGGUGCAAUUAAGACAUAAAUGAGCCACUACAAAUAUACAUCAAAAAUUUGUUAUUCAUGUAGUGUGCUAAAUGUUUAAAUUUAUUAUAGAGCUUCAAAUACUAAAAUAAUUUAAUGAAAGAGGAAAACGAGUUUGUACAUUUUUUGUUUCUAUUGAUUUACAAGAACAUUGAUUGGUUCUAUGAUGCUAUGGACUAUGGAACAAUGUAUGGAAGAAAAUAUAUUCUUUCUGAAAGAGUUAGAUUCAGAAUAAUGUGCCUAUACUUUGUCACAUCUCUAUUUAACCUAAAUCGAUGUACAUUUGCAUAAUGUAUUGUGUAAUGUGUAUAUCAGAAGUCACCCAGAAAACAGGUAUUAUUUUGUUCAGUGGAUGACAUUACAUUGCAUGAUGUGCACAACAUCAUUAGUAGAAGUGAAUAUAGUGUCACGUUUAUUGUAAGGCAUUCUGAUAUUCAAAAGUGAUGAGUAUUAUCCCUUAACAAAUUAUUUUCUAAAGGACCCCCAAAGAGACAACGCAUGCACAGUGUAAGGUAACGUUAUGCAAGUUCGUUCUGCUAUAAUGUGUGCAAUUUGACACGAGAUAGCAUAUCAGCCGUGAUGGCCUAUUAAUAUUUAUAGACCUUGUAUGAACUAGCUUGGGGCCAGAGUUAGACAAAUGGGUAGAACAGAUAACGGUGAAGUUCUAUCACAGCCGAUGUACUCUUUUUUUUUUUUACGCAUAUACGGCGUACGUUCGAUAUCUCUAAUCGCACUUCUCUCGCGCGAUCAGUAUUCAGCUGAUGCAAUACGCUCUAUCGGUUGAGAAUGGUGAAGGAAAGAUGGCGGGGUUUUGAGAUCGCUACCAUCUUCUCCUUGUGUGUUGUGUACAUAAAACUGGUAACGCUUUUGGAGAAAAGAUAUUUUGUCUAUUGGACUAGUUUGAGACUCCAUAUUGUUCGAGGGGUCGUGGAGUGUUUAGUAAGGGACCAGAGUAAACAGGAACCUUCCACUAAGCAUAAACCAGAUGUAUGGGGGCUGGGUUGCCCAUAACCUUAUCUAUGUGUUGGGUUUAUCAAGAUUAAAUCCCGAAGCAUGGAUAAUCAUGGACCUAUUACGAAAUAGGUCCAUGGGAUAAUACAGGGCAGGUCCAAGCUAGUGACUUAUUGGACAUUUAAAAACUUUAAAGUUGUAACAUAUUGAAUUCCCCAGCCGUCACACCAUAAAAAUGGUAGUAAAAGGUUUUGAAUGUCCAUGUACUUGCCAGACUGUAAAGCACAAACCACCACUCAUUAGCGGCGGGAUUGGAUCAAAUAGCCACAUGUCGGUCCACGGUUAAAGCAGGGAAUUCCCGGUUGAAGAUUAUUCCGCUUUGAUUUUCAUGAAUUUUGUUUUUGUCUAACCAUCGACGGGAGUAUAUAAUUUAUCUGGGGCCCCCACACACUUGAUACGUUAUGGCGGUAUAUCAUUUCCAAACGCGAUACCCUAGUGGAUUUGAAAAGACGCCGUCUUGGCAGGGGUGCUUACGUAACAGGCUCCAGCACUACCCGAUGGCCUAUGCCCUAUGUCAAAAUAAAUGAGGGGAAAUCCAUUUGAAUAUUUCAUUCUAGCUUUUUCUCAUCUCUCUGGAGGAAAAAGCGAUGACAAACCAAUCACAAUUCAUUGGGCUUCUCAUUGUAUGUUCAAAAGUGUUCCAUUCUAUCCAUGCCCCACUGUCCCUCAACUCAUCGACCCAACCUCAUUU
This is a messenger RNA of Lytechinus pictus (painted urchin), 3276 nucleotides long. RefSeq names its product protein sprouty homolog 3-like. NCBI's taxonomy places the organism in Eukaryota, Metazoa, Echinodermata, Echinoidea, Temnopleuroida, Toxopneustidae. The transcript is spliced from 2 exons. Bases 128 to 952 code for a protein of 274 amino acids. Gene Ontology annotation, biological process: animal organ development; negative regulation of MAP kinase activity; negative regulation of Ras protein signal transduction. Gene Ontology annotation, cellular component: membrane; cytosol. The record is from RefSeq and is a predicted model, not a curated record.